UUCCUAUAAAUACAGAAUUUUUAUUUCACUUCAAACAAAUUAUAUUUUAUUAACAAAAUUUUCUAAAAAAAUCCUUUCAAAAAUGCCCCGCAAAAGUUUCGUACCUCCCGUUGACCCCUGGGAACGUAAAAAACUCGAUGAAAUUCAUCAGAAAAAUCUCAAGAAUGCUCGAAGUCUUGUCGACUUUAAACCACCUAAGAUAUUUGCUUCCACUUACCUAAGAGUGCCAAAAUUAAAAGAUGAUUUUGUGGCCACUAGAAGAAUUUUAAAGGACAAUAUACACCUCUUGACCAAACUUAAUUGUAUACAAAAAACUCACGGUUUUACCGAUAAUGUUAAUAAAAUUAUACCCAUUAAAUCGAAUCAUUUUAUACGUUUGUCAAAACGUUUAAAAGAAAUUGAAGAGGAUAAUCAUAAAUUGGGUAAGAGAAUAUUAAAAGCUAAAUCAUCUAUGGACACGAGAAGAGGAAUGGAGGAAUUAAGAGCUUUAAGAAGAAAUAAUAUUAAAUCCACUAUAUCACAGGCCACUAUGAGGGAGUAUAUGGAAGCCGUUAAUUGCCACGAACCAUACUUAAUGGGCAAACUCUUAAGGCCUAAGGUCUUUAUAGAUCUUUAUGUUAAAAAUGUCAGACCUUUGGGACGCAUAGUUAUACAACUAUAUACAGAAGCUUGCCCCGAAUUGGUUUUAGAAUUUGUGCGCUUGUGUUCGUACCGCAAUACGGACUUGCUGAAAUUUAUACGUAUAUUUCCUUUACUCUGGAUAGAGGGAGAACUUUGCGUUCCGGAAAAUGUUCUUAAUUGUCCUGGAUUUUUGUAUAAUAUGCAUUGUUUAGAUCAUGGCAUGGGUCCCGGUGUUCUCUCGUUUGCUAAGUGUUAUUUAAAUGGUUUUCCUCCCGGUUUGCUGAAUUUCUCUAUUAGUUUUAAAGCUUUAUCGGUUUUAAAUGGCGAGAGAGUGCCUUUUGGUGUGGUCAGCCAAGGUCUAAAGGUUUUGGAUUGUCUGCAGGACUAUGGCACAAAAAAUGGUAAAACAAAAAAGGAUAUAGUAGUAGUCAAUUGUGGUAUGUGGCGUUGAGUGUAUAUUUUUUUGUAAAUUGUAAUUUUAAUCUAUAUAAAAAUACCACAUAUCCUACAUUAUCGGAUUUCCCUUAUAAACUUUUAAACAAUAUCGAAAACUUUAUUACAAUAUACAAAUACCAAUUGGAAAUAUAAAAUAAUAAAAAAAGUAUA
Molecule: messenger RNA, 1227 nt
Organism: Lucilia sericata (common green bottle fly)
Lineage: Eukaryota; Metazoa; Arthropoda; Insecta; Diptera; Calliphoridae
Exons: 1
Coding region: 83-1072 (329 amino acids)
Biological process (GO): protein peptidyl-prolyl isomerization
Molecular function (GO): peptidyl-prolyl cis-trans isomerase activity
Source: RefSeq, a predicted model, not a curated record